Aedes albopictus (Asian tiger mosquito) is the source of this 2532-nucleotide messenger RNA. RefSeq lists its product as uncharacterized. Lineage: Eukaryota; Metazoa; Arthropoda; Insecta; Diptera; Culicidae. Bases 1 to 2532 code for a protein of 843 amino acids. The record is from RefSeq and is a predicted model, not a curated record. The transcript has a single exon. Gene Ontology annotation, biological process: DNA integration. Gene Ontology annotation, molecular function: nucleic acid binding.
AUGCGGAAGGACAUAGCUGCGAUCAUCGACGACGGCCGGCGGCCAACCAAGCGUCAAGUUCUAAGAUGCGUCAUGUCUUUGUUCGAUCCACUCGGACUGUUGGCCAUGUACACCGUGCACGGAAAGAUCCUAAUCCAAUCGAUAUGGCGUUCGGGUAAGGAUUGGGACGAGGAAAUCGGCGAUGAAGAAUUCCAUCGCUGGAUGAAAUGGAAACGCGUGCUGAACCAGGUUGACAGCAUUCGCCUCCCCCGUUACUACAUCGGCAAAACUGUCUCCUCGGCUCUGGGAUCCGUCCAACUUCACCUCUUCGUGGAUGCAAGUGAAGAAGCCUACGCAGCUGCCGCCUACUUCCGGUUCACACUUCUCGACGGAACGAUCAUCUGUAGCCUCGUCGCGGCGAAGACCAAAGUGGCUCCCCUUAAGCCGCUUUCUAUACCUCGAUUGGAACUGCAAGCGGCAGUCCUCGGCGCAAGACUAGCCAUCUUUAUUGGAGAAAAUCAUACAAUUUCAAUCGAAAGAAGGGUUUUCUGGUCAGACUCCAGCACAGUCCUAGCAUGGAUUCGAUCAGACGCCCGUAGAUACCGGCAGUACGUAGCCUGCCGUAUUGGAGAACUACUCACAAUUACGGAAGCUAGUGAGUGGAAAUGGGUUCCUACCAAUAUGAAUACUGCAGAUGAAGCCACGAAGUGGGGUAGUGGCCCCUGCCUAUCUACGAACGGAAGGUGGUUCCAAGGACCGCAGUUUCUGUAUUCUCCUGAGCAGCAUUGGCCACAACAAAGUCACAUGAAAAACAUUUGUACGGAGGAAGAACUUCGAUCCUGUUUCGUUAACAAUGUCUCGCGGCAUGUACCGUUGAUUCCAGUUGAACGGUUUUCUCGCUGGAUUCGGCUUCUAAGAGCUACUGCCUAUGCGUUGCGGUUUAUCUACAAUAUACGGAGGACUAAACAACAGCGAAACACUGGACCAUUGGGCUCAGAGGAAAUGCGUGAGGCUGAGAACGUUCCUUGGCGGCUCUGCCAAGAAGAAUCGUUCCCGAGUGAGAUUUCACAACUAAACUCAAAGAAAUCUGAAGUAUCGAAAUCAUCACCUAUUGCCAAUUUGUCGCCCUAUCUUGACGAACUCGGAGUACUGCGGCAAAAUGGUCGAAUCGGCUCGGCCUCCUACGUUGGAUUCAAUACGAAGUUCCCGAUAAUCCUGCCAAAGGCACAUCAGAUUACUGUUCUACUCCUUGAAGACUUUCACCGCCGAAACCAUCAUAUAAAUAUUGAAACUGUCGUGAACGAAAUAAGGCAAAACUUCUACAUCCCACAGCUCCGCAUAGCAGUACGGAAAACGGCAAGAAAUUGCCAAUGGUGUAAGAUCUACAAGUCGCAGCCGUCUACUCCAAAGAUGGCACCACUACCAGCUGCAAGAUUAGCAUCCUUUGAACGGCCGUUCUCAUACGUUGGAGUGGAUUUCUUCGGUCCAAUACUAGUGAAGGUGGGACGAAGUCACGCAAAACGCUGGGUGGCCCUUUUUACGUGCCUGACUAUAAGAGCGGUCCAUCUUGAAGUUGCGCAUAGCCUAAGUACGGAGAGUUGCAUCACCUUUUUUCGUCGUUUCAUCGCUCGUCGAGAAGCCCCCUUGGAAGUUUACAGCGAUAAUGGCACCAACUUUCAAGGUGCCGAGAAACUUCUUCGAGAGCAAAUAAACAACGGGUUAGCAGAGUCUUUCACGAACUCCAAUACCAAGUGGUUCUUUAAUCCUCCCUCAGCCCCGCACAUGGGCGGAGCUUGGGAGAGGAUGGUGCGCUCUGUAAAAGCCGCUAUAGAAAACAUCGACACCGGGCGGAAACUAAACGACGAAGGACUUCUAACGCUACUGACAGAAGCGGAGGGUAUCGUCAACUCCAGACCGUUAACCUACUUGCCACUGGACUCGGAAGAACAAGAAGCUUUGACGCCGAACCACUUCUUACUCGGAAGCACAACUGGUGUCAAGCAACCACCUGCGAUUCCCACUGAUCAACGGGAUGCGGUUUCCAACAACUGGAAGCAGAUUCGUCAUCAGCUGGACAUUUUUUGGAACCGCUGGCUAAGGGAGUAUUUGCCGACCAUCUGCCGGCGCACAAAGUGGUUUAGCGAUACCAAACCCAUCGAGGUGGGAGACUUAGUACUCGUAGCGGAAGGUGCUAAACGAAACAGCUGGACACGCGGGCGAGUGACGGAAAUACAGCCAGGUCCCGACGGACGUGUACGACGGGCUACAGUACAAACAUGUUCGGGUUUCAUGAGAAGGCCAGUCUGUAAGUUGGCCCUGCUUGAUGUUCAAGAUCCUUGUAAAACAGCUCCAAACACGCAGUCUUACGGGGGCGGGAAUGUUCCUAAGCUAACUGGCAACGCUGAAGGUCUCAUACUUCGGCCUGCGAGAACCACUCACACCAACCGACGUGACAAUGCGAUACCUGCAGAUUCUAUAGCAUCGCACGAUCAAAACAAAACCGAGAACGAAACCUCAGAAAUGAAUGCGAACCCUAAAAGUGUGGUGAUGUGA